Molecule: messenger RNA, 1422 nt
Organism: Penicillium roqueforti
Lineage: Eukaryota; Fungi; Ascomycota; Eurotiomycetes; Eurotiales; Aspergillaceae
Product: WD40 repeat domain-containing protein
Exons: 3
Coding region: 1-1422 (473 amino acids)
Biological process (GO): microtubule anchoring at mitotic spindle pole body; protein localization to mitotic spindle pole body; mitotic sister chromatid segregation
Cellular component (GO): mitotic spindle; MWP complex; microtubule organizing center
Molecular function (GO): protein binding
Source: RefSeq, a predicted model, not a curated record
AUGGACGCGUCAACAGGAUCAGGAGGUCCUCUAAAUCUCUGCUUGUCUGAAGAUGGACUAUAUGCCGCCCACGUGAGUGGAAAGGGCCUGAUUGUUCACUCUGAUGUAGCUUCGGAAAAUAAGGAAGUGCAGAUCGCAAGGAUCAAAGAGAUUCCACUUAAAUCACUUAAAUACUUCAACGUGGAAAGUUCUCGAACAUCAGAUGAUGAGGUUGUCUCUCGACGACUCCUGUCUGCAAACGACAACAGAAUCUCGGUCUGGCAGUUCACCCCCCUUGAAAUAUUGGCCGAGAUUGAAAACAUCGAACCGGGCUCAUUAGCUGUUGAUUUUGGCGCUGAUGAGAAUGAAGUUCUGGUGUUUCAUGCGUGGAACACUAAACUCAGUGUCCAUUCAUUAGAGACCGGGCGCAGCUCAGUCAUUAAAACACCAAAAUUCGCCCAUCACCUCGGUUUUGGUUAUCGCCCAAGAACUAGGCACCUCGCCAUUCUGUUAAAACCGGAGACUUCAGAUCUACUGACCGUCCACGAGCCCCGGUCCUACGAGCUCGUCAACAGGACCGUGCUUUCAACCAUUGAUGCGCAAGGGUUGAAAUGGAGCCCCGAUGGGAAAUGGAUUGCCAUCUGGGAUAUCGCUAGUGCAGGCACAAAGGUACUGGUAUUCACAGCGGACGGUCAGCUUUUCAGAACGUAUUCCGGACCAUCUGGGGUGGACGAUUCCUUCGAUCUCGGAGUAAAACAGAUUGAAUGGAGCCCGGCUCCCAAUAAGGGCGUUUCUGGAAUAUUGGCCGUGGGAAAGGUCAAUGGGAAUAUUGACUUACUCCGGACUCGCACAUUCUCCUCCGCAACAACACUCUCUCAUGUCUUCCAAACUGACCAGCAAUGUCUCAAUAUCUGGCGUGAGCGAUACACCAGUGCCGCAGGGGACGCUGAAUAUGCCGAGGCAUCCUGCUCAUCUGCAUUGAGCAUGAGCCCCGAGUCGGCAGGGCCACCACGGGGCGUCUUGACAAUGACCUUCAGCCCAGACGGCCAUCUCCUUGCGACUGUUGACACUGCACGGCAGAAUGUCGUUUGGAUUUGGUCACUAGAGGGCACCCCGACACUUGUAUCAGCUCUCGUUCAUGAACAACCCGUUCGACAAAUUGUAUGGCACCCUUCGACACCACAACUCUUGAUUAACACUAUUACGAAUACAUUGCCUGCUAUUCGAUGGUGGUCUCCAAGCGGUCAUCCAUUGAUUGCCCGGGUUCCUAUCCAGAGGAACGAGAGUGGAAAAUAUGAUGUGAGAUGGGUUGCAGGGACAAAUCCAAAGUCGCCGUUCUGGUUCAGCUCACCAGAACAACAUGUUAUUGGAUAUUUGUCUACCCUUGACGGUGCUGUUGAAUUUGAGGUGUUGAACUCGGUGAGCAGCAAAAGUUUGUCAUGA